Messenger RNA from Melanotaenia boesemani (Boeseman's rainbowfish), 1334 nucleotides. RefSeq names its product alpha-synuclein-like. The record is from RefSeq and is a predicted model, not a curated record. The transcript has 6 exons. Gene Ontology annotation, cellular component: neuronal cell body; axon terminus; cytoplasm. Gene Ontology annotation, biological process: chemical synaptic transmission; synapse organization; synaptic vesicle endocytosis. The coding region runs from base 313 to 696 and encodes 127 amino acids. Gene Ontology annotation, molecular function: cuprous ion binding. Lineage: Eukaryota; Metazoa; Chordata; Actinopteri; Atheriniformes; Melanotaeniidae.
GAGUGAGUGAGAGAGCGUGUGUGUGCGUGUGUGAGUGAUCAAUCGCUCUUUCUCCAUCUCUGUGGCGUAGGAGGCGUCUGUCAAACCUGUGGAGCGUCUGUGCGUCCUCUCUGGCUGUGUCUGUCGGUCCGUGGAAGACACUACACCCGUCGUCUUCAGAGGAGCUGAAGUUUUGAGACCAUAAACCCGUUUUUUCUGCUCUUUGUGGGAUUCUCCGGUGUGAUCCCGGAAGACUCAUCACAAUUUUUGCCUGGGAGGAAGUUGAAGCAAACAGGUCUGUGCGCGUGUUAUUUAGGAGCCAAUCAAGCCGCCAUGGACGCGUUAAUGAAGGGUUUCUCUAAAGCCAAGGAUGGGGUCGUGGCAGCGGCGGAGAAAACCAAGCAGGGAGUGACUGGAGCGGCUGAGAUGACGAAGGAUGGAGUUAUGUUUGUUGGAACUAAAACAAAGGAUGGAGUCUCCACAGUUGCUGGUAAAACUGUGUCUGGAGUGUCUCAGGUGGGUGGAGCAGUGGUUACCGGGGUUACCGCUGUGGCCCAGAAAACUGUGGAGGGUGCUGGGAAUAUUGUCGCUGCCACUGGAUUGGUCAAGAAAGAUCCAGCCAAACAAGGUGAAGACCCCUCAGCAGUAUCAAAUGCCGCAGAGUCACCAGUUGAUACUGACCCAGCUGAGGUCACAGAGGAGGACACCGACGAGUAAAUGGCUUGAAAGCUUCACAAUCGAAGAUCAGUGACCGAAACAUUCCAUGUUGCUCUGCCAAGUCCCGUCGUGCCUCAUUUUUUGGUCCAUCGUGGCGUCUGUGCUCAGCAUCUGUGCGUUUCUGUUUGCGUGUAUGUCUUAAUGUGUGUAAACGCGACUGAGAAAUGUUGUUUAAGCAUAUUUAUCUGUCCUCUGUCCUGAAAGGCACCUCAGGUGUGUGUCAUCUGUGUACAGCUGUCAUUUACAGUGAUUCCCUCCCACUGAGAAGGCCACCUGAUCACAUUCUGUGUGUGUGUGUGUGUGUGUGUGUGUGUGUGUGUGUGUGUGUGUGUGUGUGUGUGUGUGUGUGUGUUCCUUCCUGUUGACUGUGUGGCUAUACAAGUAACUCAAAUAUGGAAAUAAACUACAAACACCUAAGUGUCUCUAUAUAAAUGAAUAAUUUACAGUGAUAUAUUUACGAUGGAAACAUAAUGAUAUUCUCUAUUUUUGUCCGUAAACUGUUUUUUUGUGAUGGACUAUAAAGUGCUGAGCUCUUUGUGCAUUCAUAUUGUAUUUUUUAGCAUGUAAACUACAAUUCAGCUUAACUGCUGUCAUGAAUUUAUUUGGACUUAAAUGUUGAAUAAAAUAUGUAAAGAGUG